Molecule: messenger RNA, 993 nt
Organism: Ostreococcus tauri
Lineage: Eukaryota; Viridiplantae; Chlorophyta; Mamiellophyceae; Mamiellales; Bathycoccaceae
Product: Triose-phosphate transporter domain
Exons: 1
Coding region: 1-993 (330 amino acids)
Cellular component (GO): Golgi apparatus
Molecular function (GO): antiporter activity
Source: RefSeq, a predicted model, not a curated record
AUGGCGCGCGACGCGUCGCGCGGCGCCCUCAUCGUCACCGCGUGGUACGCCGCGAACAUCGGCGUGCUGCUGCUGAACAAGUACAUCUUAUCCGUCUAUGGGUUCAAAUUUCCCGUCUUCAUGACGUUGUGUCACAUGUGCAUGUGCUCGGUGCUCUCCGCGACGGCGCGAGAGUUUAAAAUCGUCCCCAAGCAGUUUAUUCGAACGCGACGACACUACGGGAAAGUGGCGGUGCUCGCGAUGACGUUCGCACUGAGCGUCCUGGGCGGAAACGUGUCGCUGAGAUACAUUCCGGUGAGCUUCAAUCAAGCGCUGGGGGCGACGACACCGUUCUUCACCGCUAUUUUCGCGUACCUCAUGUUGCACAAAAAGGAGAGUACGGCGACGUACAUGACGCUCGUUCCCGUCGUCGGAGGGAUCGCGCUCGCGACGUGGGGGGAGCCGAGUUUUAACUUUUUCGGUUUCAUGGCGUGCCUCGUCGGCGUGUGCUGCCGGGCGCUCAAGAGCGUGCUCCAAGGGUGGUUGCUCUCUCCAGUGGGGGAGAAAGAGGCGGAAAAGUUAUCGCACUCGAGCGAGAACAAGUUGGAUAGCAUGAGCUUGCUCUACUACAUGAGCCCGGUGGCCAUCAUGACACUCGGUGUCUUUACGUUAAUCAUGGAGCCUAACGCGAUAUCCGCGUUUUACGAAGCCGCUGAGCUCGAUCCAUGGUUCAUUGCGAUUCUUUUAGGAAAUUGUUUCGUCGCGUACCUCGUAAACUUGACGAAUUUUCUGGUGACGGCGCACGUCGGCGCGCUCACACUUCAAGUACUCGGUAACGCAAAGGGUGUCGUGUGCACAGUGGUCAGCAUCAUGCUGUUCCGGAAUCCCGUGACGUUUCGGGGCAUUGUGGGAUAUACCGUCACCAUGAUCGGCGUCUGGCUCUACUCGUCGAGCAAACGCAAAAGCGCGCGACUGGCGAACGCGCUCAUGGAAAACGCGAAGACGGGUGUGUAG